UUGAAGUCGGACAGUUUAAUUGAUGAUCAAUAUAAAACAAUAAGCGGGGAAUUUUUACUUGUGCCAGUAAAUAAGUUGUCAGAGAGUGGCUUGAAUAUUUCAGGAGACGUGUCAUCCCCGGCUUUGCGGCUUAGUGCCAUAGACGUCAGAUAACUUCGCAGAACAGCAUUAUUUUAUCGUAACAAGGUACUACAGUAUGGGAACUUUGUUCUGGCAAAUUUAGUGCGGAUCACAUCCAAGAUGCAGGCGAUACAGAUGUUCGCAUUAGCUGCAGCGAUAGUUGCAGUUGUGUUGCAGACAACAGAUUCAUCUACACAGUCACCGGCAUCAGGCCCUGAGAACAUGACAUACCUUGUGCCAUUCCUUGGACGCAAUAAUGACGCCGUAGACGCAAAUGAUGUCUCUUACACUCUGGCAGUCACCAAUACCGGCGAAUCCAAUAUAGACGUCAGCGUCUAUGGUAUUGGUGAUGGAAACACAGAAGAAAUCUACGAAGUUCCUGGCUUUAAAGACAUCGCAGCCGGAAGCAGUGUAAGGAAGACAUUCGAAAAUGACAGUCUUGCACUGAACAACUCCCAGACCAGAAAUACAACGCUACGAAUAAGCUCAGAGGAUGGGCCGUUUCAGUUGCAAGUUUACAUCACCGUCAAUGGCUACACAGAAGGUUUUCUGGGAGUUCCGCUGGAGAAGAUGCAGGGUCCGAACGUGCCAAACGAUGUUCACGAAUUCGUGGCGGCUACAUUUUGUGACACCGGUGGCUACUGUCAGAUAGCUGUUGCGGCAAAUGAGGACGAUACAGCCAUCUACUUAAAAGUUCCAGACCAUGUUGAAAAUAUUGUUCUUUGUCGAGAUAACACAUUCUAUCGUACUAAAGAAAUAACCAAAAUCACUAUGAAAAAGUUCGAAGUCAUUCAGCUCGAGAGUACCUACGACAUGUCGGGCACUCAUAUCUACAGCAAGAAGCCCCUUGCGGUGUUUGCGGGCUCACGUAACGUCACUAACGGCGACGUGGUGGCACACACCGUGGAGCAGCUUGUACCCAGCUCACAUUGGGGUACGGAGUUUGCGGUUAAAAAUCUGGGAACCACCGGGUAUGGGGACAUCUUGAAAAUUGUAAGCGGCUGGGGUUCCACCAAGGUCACCAUGAGGGGGUACCCGAGUUUCACGAUCACCAACCAGUUACAGACAAUUGUGAGGCGGCUCGACCAAGGUUAUAUUACGCACAUUACGGCCAGUCAUCCGCUCCAGGUGAUGCAGGUGGGGGGAGUGCAAUAUUUACAGCCAAACGACACCUCGAGUGUUAGUAUGACGUACGUCCCACCCCUUGAGGCACACACUACCCUGGCGAAAGGCGUCUGUGGGGUCGAGGCCAACCAUGCGCGGCUACACCUCGUUGCAAACAAAUUCGAUAUGGACAAUGGAUACGGGACCCCUACAGAACUUAAAGUGGGUGGCACAAACAUAAAUUCGAGUUACUCCACCAUUGUCGACUAUACGGCGCUGCGGGUGGCCACUGUAGACUCGACUGUAUCUCAAAGCUACGCUGUGGAACUUGAUAAUAGGACUUCUAAUAAUAUAAUAGAUUCUAAACCAAACGGUUUAGGUGUGACAGGCAUUGUCCAGUGUAAUCAGACAGCCACCAUGCCGCUCGUCUGGGCCAACACAGGGAGUUCCUUACUUCGACAAGAGCCUGAUGAUCCGGUGCCCCCAAACACGUGCAGAGAGGGAUUCAAGGGCACCUCAACAUUUAACCCAGAUUCUGGACUGAUACAGACCCAUAUUCUCGAUUUGAGCUCGAACCAAUUUAACGGCGACGUGUUAAGACUGCGGACCCAACUCUGUGGGGAUGGAUCGUUGCUAUUUCGGUCGUCCACCACCAAACUGAUUCUGAAAGUUAACCAUGCAAGCAUCCUUAUGACCAAGUGCCAGUCGGGAUCGUGUACCACUCCCGAACAGAUUGAUACCGAGUACAACGAUAAUGCAAUAGAUGGCUGUGAAGGUGAUAUGCUGUUCUUCUGGUUUAAAGAGAUUAGGACUGAAAAUGAUGGCCUUGAGGGCUUUUGCUUCGGAGCGGGGGUGAAAGCGGACCAAGACUGCUCCGCAGGGUCCACUUCCAUUAGAAAAAUCGAUCUCGAUGUACCUUUUACUACUCUUGAAAUGUCAGGACUCACAAGGGAGGCAAUCUUUAAUUAUGAAUUUGUGAACCCUGCUGGCUGUAUGAUGUACGAAAGUGCCAAUCCAUGGCGUUGUGAAGAUAAGAGGAAUGACUGUUCCUCGUAUGGAAAGGAUUUUUGCCGGGGUCAGAAACAUGCAGCAUUCGCGAAACAGCAGUGCGCCAAACACUGUGGCAAAUGUGUUGCUGACAGUUUCGGUCGAGAAUUUUUACUUGUCGUUCCCAUAGGGACCAACUAUUGUCGUAUCUACGUAACACCUCUCGCCCAAAAUACGCACAUUGCAGUAGGAAGUGGCACCUCGGUCAUACCUGGAACGACCUACAACCGCCAGAUUAGAAUGUAUGACUGUUUGGAGUACGUGUCUGAGUACAAGGUUAAAUUAAUUCACGUUUUAAGCGAUGCGGACGUUGCCGUGAAUGUUUAUAUUAAACACCCACAUACCACUAACAAAUAUCCCAUCAUGAACAUACCGGUGCAACCCUUGGAUUCUUUUGGAAUGGAAUUAAUGAUGCUUGAUCGGGGUGAUGGUGAAAAUCACAAACGUUAUUGUUUCCCAGUGUCUGCUUUUGACGAUGCAAAAAUGAUCUGGUUCACAAAAGAUUCUAAAGACAAAGUUUUUUACACUGGAAAUGCAAGAUGGCCGCCCUCUGGCAGAACAGUUUCUUUCGGAGACUUAAUGAAAGGUACUAGUGGCGAAGACUUUACAGGAACCUACUUCAAGUUUACAAGGCCUUCAUCUAUAUUCUGCGGACAAUUUUCAUCUGCAAAGGAGAAUUAUAUAUUUUACCAAGUCCCUGCACUAAUGACGUGGUCCACACAUUAUACUAUUCCGUCAUUUGGUGACAGUACCGCAAACAGACCGUUUGAUGCUAAAUUAAAGAUUGUUACAAAUUCCGACAACACCAUUGUUAACAUCACCGGAGGUUUUGAUGCUCUUCAUGUUUUGUAUGAUCGCGGAGACUUCGUGGAACAAGAUAUCGAUCUGUCUAGUCAUUAUCACAUUGCCUCAAACGAAGCAAUAGGGGUGAGCAUUUUGUUCUACAACCCGACUGUGCCAACUGACGCAUCAUUCCACCUUCUGCCGGCGCCUCAUAAUUUCAUGAGCGGAUUUUUGGCGGUGGCUCCAACUGGUAUUUUGGGCGAUGAAAUGAACUUCGACACCGGAAGUGUCUACUCCUUUUUCUCGAGCGGUCAACAACACAAUACGACCACAACCGGAGAUUCCACGAGCAUUAAAAACAAUUUUUACUUUAACUGGUUGAACGAAGGGCCUUCAUUUGGGUUUACAGUGGUUAUGACAGAUAGCAAUUCCUGGUUCAUUGUGCCAAGUUACACUGUCCAUGGACCAGAUGCGAAAUGGUUUGAGACGGAUAGCUGUCAGACGUCCGUGGGUACGGUAGGGGAUGGAAUUGACAACGACUGUGACGGGCUAGCGGAUGAAGAUACGUGCUACACCGGAUAUGGAGUCUACCGAGAAGACGCAGACCUAGACGGUGGCUUCGGUGAAGAUUGCAAUGCCAGUGCCAUAGGGUUGUCUAUCGUGAAUACCACGGUGUGGCCGGUGUGCCUGCAGCGACCGGACAGGCCCCCGGAGGAGUGCUGGACGCUAUGCAGCUGUCCAUGCUCCUGGGCGGAGAAAUACGAACGCGAGAAGAAUCUGACAAUGGAUGAGCUGGAAGAAGCUUACGAGGAAAAGAACAAGCAGCUAGAGUCAGACCUCAAGGUGGAAACGGAUGAAUUAUCCUCAGUUUCAGCGGAGAAAGAAAGCGCCUCAGAUGAGCGACAGAGCGCGGCAAGCAUUGGUUACCUCGGCAUAGCCAUGUUCGUCCUCGUGUUUGGCACGAUCUUCAUCCUGGACCUCAGCGCUCUCGCCCGGGAUGCGAUAAUUCUCUUCGGUAACCUCAAUGCGGGCUUCACGAGGUUCUCAAAUUGGAUUGACUCAAAGUUUUGUUAAAAUGAGACUGUUAGUCCGAAAAUAACUUUAAAUAAAAAAUACAGAGACGAUGGACAUUAUUAUUUUAUAAUUGUUUUUGCAACAUUCUGAAGGUGGUCAUAUUUAGAAGAGGGAAGAUUUUAACUCCAACUUGUUUGGCCUCAUGUGAGAAUUAAGGAAUCACAUUUAUUACCUUUCAAUGAUUAGUUUGUUAAUGUUCUUAUCGUUGUUGUUAUUUUUGAUUGUUUUUUCGUGAAUAGUGCAACAAAAUUCAUGCCACCUGACUGUUUGUCUGGAUUUGUUGUUUUGUGUAAUUGGAAUUGGCUGAUGUCUUUUAAAAAACCCCACAAAAUUUAAUGCCCUUUAAGUUCCACAUAUGUAUUUUAUUUAUAUUUCACUUAUUUUUUAUGCUCUUUAUAGAGUUUACACAUAUAGAUAUAUAUUUCACAUUUAGCUCUUUUUAGAGUUUUCAUAUAUGCCCUUUAUAGAGUUUUCACAUAUGCCUUCUAUAGAGUUUUCACAUAUCCCUUAUAUUGAGUUUUCACAUAUGCUCUUUAUAGAGUCUUCACAUGUGCCUUUUUAUAUAGAGUUUUCACAUAACCCUUAUAUUGAUAGUUCUAAAAAAUGUUCUUUAUAGAGUUUUCAUAUGUGCCUUUUAUAGAUUUCACAUUUUUGGAGAAAGAUCUUUGUUUUUAAUGAAUUGCUUAUCAGAGUUCUUCUAUUCAGAAAGAAAUUUGCACAAACACAAAUAUAUUGUAAAUCAAACUAUAGGGAAGUUCAACAUCGUUUCGGCAACUGUACCAAUGUUACCUCAAGUAACGCAAAUAUUUCCUCGAAAUAACGAAAAUAUUUCCUCGAAAUAGCGAAAAUAUUUCCUCGAAAUAACGCUGCGUUCUUUCGAAUACAAUGUUUAUAAACCUUUUCAGGUCGUUACAAUUUGCAAAAGCACGUAAAAUGCUUUAUUUCCCGAGUGCGAUAUUUGUGUGACGUAUUUUGCGGUGUUUUUGAAAGAGUUUAACAAUACGCUCGUAUUGAUUUGCACACGGGCUCUAAACCAUUUUACGGACAAUUGAAGAUGGUACCGACAAAAAACUAUAUAAACCCUAAAAUAAUGCAACAUUACCUCGAAAAUGAUACAUUUAGAUUCUUAACAUAUGCGUCUUCAGAAUUGAACUAUUAAAUUUUACUCAAAAUCGCUUUGUAGUAUUUGUUUAUCAAUAUUGACGCGUAUGAUAGAUUACUCAGGGGGUGGGUUGUGAAGACUAUUCUGCAGGGCUGGAGAGGGGGUUUACGGUGUCACUCGAUGAGACAUGAAGGAUUAUUCGAGAGGGGUGGUGAAUGAUUAUUCGGGGGCAGGGAGGUGAAGGAUAAUCCAAAAAGCUAUAUAAACCCUAAAAUAAUGCAACGUUACCUCGAAAAUAAUACAUUAGCAUUCUUAAAAUCGACGUCUUCACAAUUGAACUAUUAAAAUUAGAAAAAAAAUCUAAACUAAUAUCAUUCUGAAAGUGUGUCAUAUUUGAUUUCAUUUGACAAACAAUUUGCAAUGUGUUUGUCUUGUGAAGCGGUAUAACUUAGGCAUUGUUACUCAAAAUCACUUUGUAAUAUAUUUGCAAUAAAUGUAUACAUACA
Messenger RNA from Mya arenaria, 5736 nucleotides. RefSeq lists its product as uncharacterized. The transcript is spliced from 17 exons. Lineage: Eukaryota; Metazoa; Mollusca; Bivalvia; Myida; Myidae. Bases 241 to 4128 code for a protein of 1295 amino acids. The record is from RefSeq and is a predicted model, not a curated record.